GCCUUCCAUCACGCAACUGCCGGAGUGGUUGCCAUGGCGAUAGAGGACGCAGUGCGGCCUAGCUGCGCCCACCAUGUCUGGCUACCGGCCUGGGGUGCUCAUGGGCAACUGGAAGGAGGACGCGUGUCUGGAGGAGGAACGCCUGAGGGACUUCAUACAGAAAAGAGAUCGAGGAGAACUUCUAUCGCAGAAAAUCAACAGAUUUAACGAUAAUCUUUUAAAGAAGGUGAAACUGUCGGUGUCUACGGAUGGAUUUGUUUGCUUUGGAGACACGGUGAUGCUCCUGAGCCCCAGCAAGGAGCCCUCAACGCGGCAUGAAGUUGAGAUGUGUGGUGAGAUGACACUGGCGCUGAACCUGGAGGAAGUGUCCAUAUAUUCACCGGUGUCACUACACGCACCCUGUGCAGUGAGCGCCAUCACCACCACGGGCGCUGUAGGACGGAAUACGUUCUGUAUUUUAAGUGUUGAUGGAGCACCAGUGGGUGAACCUGUCAAAUUUGGGCAAAAGUUUGGUCUUGGAACAACAGGAGGGUUUUCUGCUCCAAUGUUCUAUCUAGCAAGUGACCAUAGAACACUUAUGAGGUCUGCCAAAAAGUCUCACCUUCAGCAAGUAUUUUUGACAGAUGAGCCUUCCUAUUUGACGUGCUGGCAAGCAAACUUCUUGGAUCCACAAAUGCGUCUCGAAUAUGAAGGACUUCCCGUUCCUGCAAAUUGCAAACUGAUUAUUACUCAUUGCCAUACUAAUAGAGGCUUGGCUGUUCCAAGGAACGUUUGGGGAAGGUCUUUCUUUGGAAGGGAAUAUGAAGUAGUUUGUCACACUUACCUGGACUCCCAUCGAGCUGAAGAAGACAAGAAUUACUGGGUAAUAGUUACAGGAAAUCCCGGUGCUGGGGGUGGUGCUAUGCACAAUAGACCAGAGCCUCAGCCAGGAGGAACAGAAAGGAAUGAGUUGAUGAGAUGAAGAAUAUAAAAAUCCCAGAUUACAACUGAUAGAGAUUGCUUA
Coturnix japonica (Japanese quail) is the source of this 1003-nucleotide messenger RNA. It is a transcript of the gene CFAP161, whose product is annotated as cilia and flagella associated protein 161. Gene Ontology annotation, cellular component: motile cilium. The record is from RefSeq and is a predicted model, not a curated record. Gene Ontology annotation, biological process: cilium assembly. NCBI's taxonomy places the organism in Eukaryota, Metazoa, Chordata, Aves, Galliformes, Phasianidae.